AUGGCGGGCCGGAGAAGUGACUUUAUCCUGGACGAGUUGAUUUGUUUCCUCAGCAACCCGUUGUUCCAGGUUCCAGUCUUGUCUUUCAUGGAGAGCAAGUGUCUGAUUUUUGACCCUCACGUUGAAGAUUCACAGUCAUAUAGGGAAAUUCAUGAGGAAUACAAAAAGUUGGUUGAUCUUCUCUUGGAGGGGUUCCGAGCAGACACCGGACUGACCCAUGACCAAAUCAUCCAGGCCAUGAAAGACCUCAACUCUAAGCCAGACCUUAGGGACCUUUUUCAGGUGCUACUGGAGCAGGUGCUGGCCACAGAAGACUAUCCAGUCUUUGUGCAGAUCAUGGCUCAGAAGAACCUGGAGCUGCAGCACCAGGCCCUGUUGCUCAUCUCCCAGAUGAUGGGUGGUGUGCUUCCUGAGAGCUUGAUCAAAGAAGUCUCUGUUAAGGCAGGAACUGGGCAGCAUGGUCCCAGAGAUGAAGAAAAGGUUCUGAUGGCUGUUCUCGUACAAUCCCGAGAAGAAUUUGAAAAAGAGAAGAAGGAAUCCCAAAGAGAAGCGGAAGAAUUACAUAUGAUCAUUGGUCUGUCACAGAGUGAGAGUGACAGGAUCCAGGAGUCACUUCGUCACGAGCAGGACAAGCUUAGCGAGACAAUCCAAAGGUCACUUCAACUGAGCGAGCAGCCGACUGUGGAACAUAGAACAAAACCAUCCUUGUCCAAGUCAGCCUCCAUCCCUGCACCGGCCUCAUACCAUCAGCCCAAACGCCAGGCAUCUACGACGGUGGCGCCCAAGUCAAUGGCAUCACAUGUUGCUGGUGGGUUAGAGAAGAUCCCAGAGACAAACCUCACAAGUGCAGAAGCAGCGGCUGCGUGGUUAAAAAAUGCAGAAACAGAAGUUCACUCAUCGGACGCACACUCCCGAGCUGUGCAGGCGGCUGUUGCAAACAUGUCUGGGUUGACCGAGGAGGAAUACAAGAAGAGGGCAGAGUACUUAAAACAACAGAGAGAUAAACUGAUGGAGAUGAAGAGGAAGGAGAGAGAGAAGCAGCUACUUUCAGCGGAGAAAUCCCAGCCGCAGAGACCAGCAUCAGCUAGAGCAGCUCGAGCUGCACUGCAGCAAGGAGGAGCUCCUCAGAAACCUCCCCGGCUGAGUCCAGAAGAGGAGAAGAAAUUAGCCAUGCGUCGAGCAAUAGCAGAGAGGAUAAAAUCUGAGCUCAUGGGGAAGAAAUAA
This is a messenger RNA of Candidula unifasciata, 1224 nucleotides long. The record is from the annotation of a GenBank genome assembly. Lineage: Eukaryota; Metazoa; Mollusca; Gastropoda; Stylommatophora; Geomitridae.